This is a messenger RNA of Notolabrus celidotus (New Zealand spotty), 1646 nucleotides long. It is a transcript of the gene opn9, whose product is annotated as opsin 9. The record is from RefSeq and is a predicted model, not a curated record. Gene Ontology annotation, biological process: G protein-coupled receptor signaling pathway. The transcript has 8 exons. The coding region runs from base 20 to 1492 and encodes 490 amino acids. Gene Ontology annotation, molecular function: G protein-coupled receptor activity. NCBI's taxonomy places the organism in Eukaryota, Metazoa, Chordata, Actinopteri, Labriformes, Labridae. Gene Ontology annotation, cellular component: membrane.
GUCCUCGUCCAUCCAUCCAAUGUUCCUCUCCCAGUUGCCCCCCUCUGCAGACCUGGUCGUUGCCGUCUUCCUUGCCUUAACAGGUUUGACAUCAGUGCUGGGAAAUGGCAUGGUGUUGCUGGUCUACAUUAGGAAAAGAAAGAAGCUCAGACCUCCAGAGCUCCUCACUGUCAACCUGGCUAUCUGUGAUUUUGGCUUCAGCCUCUUUGGGGCGCCAUUCUUCAUCAUUUCCAGCCUGUGUCAUGCCUGGGUGUUUGGGGAGUCGGGGUGUCUCUGGUACGGCAUUCAGGGCUUUGUGUUUGGCAUCGGCUCUAUGCUCACCACCUGUCUCAUCUCUGUGGACCGCUGCCUGAAGAUCUGCUGCUUAAGAUAUGGUCAAUGGAUUGAGCGGCGGCAUGUGUAUUUGUCUAUAGCUCUAGUGUGGGUUUACACAUUGUUCUGGGCUUUACUGCCUGCUUUUGGAGUUGGAAGUUAUGGAGCUGAACCUUAUGGGACCAGCUGCACAAUCAACUGGUGGGGAAUGAGGUCAUCUCUAAAUGACAGAAUCUAUAUUUUCUUCAUCCUCAUAAUGUGCUUCGGACUGCCGAUGCUCGCCAUCGUCAUUUCUUAUUUGGCCAUCCUGCUGACGGUCAUCAGAUCUAAUCGCACCCUAGCAUCUAUUUCGUCCUCCUCCGUCAGUCACACCAGCAAAGACUUGAAACUUGCAAAGAUGGCUGCUGUGGUGUGCAGUACCUUCCUCCUGGCCUGGAUGCCCUACGCUGCUGUGUCUCUGGUCUCUGCAAUCCUUCCCAGAGAUGACCAAGAGGCAGCAAACACCUUACACACUAUGGUGGAGGACACAGCUGGAUCACAUGCUCUCAGGAUCCUGGACAUCCCCUCUCUGCUUAACUGGACAACUGCAGAAUAUAAAAGACAAAUCCAUUAUGAUCCUGAGAGCAAGUGGAGUGAAAUUAACAACACAAGUUCUGCCUCCAUCACCAGCCGGAGUGAUGUUACUUUCAGUUCCACCCUGGACAAAGAGGCAGAAUCAAUGACCAGGAGCCCCCAGCCGUACUCUUCUCUGCCACCUGUAGUCACUUUGAUCCCUGCCAUGUUUGCUAAGUCCCACUCCAUGAUCAACCCUUUUAUCUACCAGAUCAUGAACAAAGAGUUCAGGGAUGGUGUCUAUGCAAUGGUAUUUGGCCAAGAAGGGGCAGAAAGGAGGCAAGCGCAGGGAAGGAAUGAGAGCUCCUGUGAAAGGAGCCUCAGCACAUCCUUUCGCCAAAGCCGGAGGAGGAGCAGGAGCAUGUCCCUAUUCGUUGGAAGAAAAAACAGAAGUUUGAAGAAAUGUAAGAGUGAAGGGAGCAGUACUGGUGGAAGAUCAAACUCAUUGGCAGAUCAUAUCUCAGUUGGGGCUGAUGCCUUGGACCUUGCCUCCUUGCACACUCGAGGAAAUGUGGAGAGACACUUUUGCAAAGAUGGAUGGAAUACAUCCAGCACUUUCACUGUCUGAUAGAUACUGUAAAUAGAUGGAUGGAUGGGCAUAUGAAGGAUGGAAGUAUGGAUAGAUAGAUAGAUAGAUAGAUAGAUAGAUAGAUAGAUAGAUAGAUAGAUAGAUAGAUAGAUAGAUAGAUAGAUAGAUAGAAGCUAAGUAUGUGUGAAUUCAC